Molecule: messenger RNA, 2855 nt
Organism: Eucalyptus grandis
Lineage: Eukaryota; Viridiplantae; Streptophyta; Magnoliopsida; Myrtales; Myrtaceae
Exons: 8
Coding region: 244-2634 (796 amino acids)
Molecular function (GO): nucleic acid binding
Source: RefSeq, a predicted model, not a curated record
AGCUGUUUGCGUAGCGGAAUAUGAUAUCCCCAAGCUCCCGCCGCCGCAUCACAGCCGUCCACGAGUCCCCUUGCGUCCCACGGCGAAUCGCCAACGGUCCAGAUGCGACCGCUUCCCCCAAGGCAGGAAACCACACGCGGGAGGAGGUGAUCCCUUUCUCUCGUCGUCGCCCCUAAAUCGAUCUCGAUCGAUCGAUCAAAUUAGGUCAGAAAAUUCAAUCGAAGUUGAUUCGCGAGCUCGGACAUGGCUGGAGGCAAGAGGAGAUCGAAUUCGAGGAGAAACAGCGGCGGCGGCGGCGGCGGCGGCGGCGGCGGCGGCACUGACGGCGGAGGCAGCUUCAACCGGAGCAGCAGCAAGUCCGGCGGCGGCGGGGGCGGCGGAAGAAGAGGGAGGGGAGGAGGAUUCGGCGCCUCGGCGUCGAUCAGAGCCGGCCUCUUCGUCGAAGGCGGCCUCUUGUCGGACUGGCAGCCCAAGACCCCGUCUCCGGCCCCCCGGCGAGGAUCGAAUCAAAAUUCGGAUGCGUCGAAAGCCGGAAGCUCCGGGCGAGGUAGGGGUUCCGGUUCUAAAAGCUUGCCGCGAAGUUCGAGAUCGAAUGCCGUCGGAUACCGAUAUCCAUCUCGCGACCUUCAGUUAAAUUCUUUUACAGGAUGGUUUGCAUCCAGUAUCGACGUUCGAGAUACAAAUGGAGAGAAUAAAAUGGAUUUUUCUCAGCCUUUCAUUCUGUGUGGUUCAAAGGACAGCCAAAUUGUUGCUUAUGUAGAUGAAGGGCCAUCAUCAGUGGAUCAAGCAAAUAUCAGUUAUGAGUAUCAUUCAGAUUUUGUUCUCGGUGAUAGCUCACACAGAGGAUUGGGUUAUUGUAAUGAAUAUGAUGCAGCUCCAAUGGGAAUGGAAGCAUCAUCAGGGAAAAUGGAAAAUCAAGAAGAGUCGCAGAGUGGCAUGUCAUCGCCUGAGCAGGAAGUGGAUUAUCAUGAGAGCUUUGACUCUGGAGCAGCUCAAAAGGGGGCUCAGCUUUUGUCAAAGGAUACAUACACGAAGAAAAAUUCUGGGUUUGUGUCAAUUGGGGGAUUGAAAAUAUAUACAGAAGAUAUAUCUGAUGAGGAAGAUGGUGAGGAUGAUGUUGCAGAAUAUGGUGAUGAGGAAGACUCAGAGUCGGAGUCGGCUGAGCAGGAUGGAGCAACAGAUUCUUCUGAAAGUGAUGACUCCGAGGACAUGUCUGAUAGUGGUUCAGAUGUUGAUGAUGAAAUUGCUCGAGAUUAUUUGGAAGGAAUUGGUGGGAGCGAUUCUCUUUUAGAUGCAAAAAAUUUGUUGCAGCAGGUUUCUUCUUCGUCAGAUGAUUCAGACGAUUCUUCUAGUAGUGAUUUGGAUGAAACGAUGAAAAAAUUGGGUGGAAUUGCUCUCCAGGAUGCUUCCACGGAGUAUGGUAUGCAGAGGAAGCGUCAAUCAAAACAUCAAGGUCUUGGGAAUGUGAGAGAUAAUUGGUCAUCAGCUGUGGAUGAUUUUAUAUUGGUAAAAGAUGUGAGGACUCUUUCAGCCAAGAAGAAUCGUGGUACGAGAGUGCCUCAAUCUCAGUCAUUGGGGUCUCAGAAGAGUACAAGAUCGAGAAGAUUUCCUGGUGAAAAGAAGAAACAUCGCAAAGAAUUGAUUGCUGCUAAACGUCGGGACAGAAUGAUUCGUAGGGGCGUUGACCUUGAGAGUGUAAAUAAGAAGCUCGAGCAGAUUGUUCUCAAUGGAGUUGACAUACAUUCUUUUCAACCUAUGCAUUCUCGUGAUUGUUCCCAGGUUCAACGACUGGCAAGAAUUUAUCGGUUGCGAAGUAGCUCCCAAGGAUCGGGCAAGAAAAGAUUUGUAACGGUUGUGCGAACACCACAGACAUGCAUGCCAUCUUCAACUGAUAAACUUAUACUGGAAAAGCUCAUCGGACCUGUUGAUGAUGAUGCUGAUUUCUCAGUAAUUGAUGUCCCACAUGCGAAGAUGACCAGUGGAGGUCGAAAUCAGGUAAGACCUCAAGAAGCUAAAAAAUCUAGCAGAAGCAAGUCAUUAAAAAACUCAGUCAACCGUUCCAGUGGAAAGGUUUCAUUGGCCAGUCAACCCGUGUCUUUCGUGUCGAGUGGUGUAAUGCCAUCUGAAACAACAGAGAUCAGCCCCGUGAAUCUAGCCGGGGCCAGUGAAAAUGGUGAGGAGCACGUGAGUCUGGUCACUUCUGAGAGCUUUGGUGCGUUUGAGGUACACACUAGGGGCUUUGGGUCUAAAAUGAUGGCGAAAAUGGGAUUCAUAGAAGGCCAAGGGUUGGGGAAGGGAGGCACAGGUCUCGCGGAGCCCAUCGAAGUGAUUAAGCGUCCUAAAUCUCUUGGAUUAGGGAUGAGCAUCCCGGAGUCUGGCGAAGAACAGGAAAGGAAUAGGGAGUCAGAAUCUCAAAGCGCUAAGUCAAAGCAAAGUGGCAGAGGAGCAUCCAUGAGAAGAACGCCUCAAAGUAUCGGAGCUUUUGAAAGGCAUACCAAAGGGUUUGGAUCCAGAGUGAUGGCAAAGAUGGGAUUUGUUGAAGGUAUGGGUUUGGGAAAGGAUUCUCAGGGCAUAGUCAACCCCUUUGCCGCUGUCAGGUUCCCGAAAUCUCGAGGAUUGGGUGCCACUGGUUAGGAUAUAUCGGUCCCCAACCUCAGCAAGCAGCUGCUUAGUAAGUUAUUCUACUUUGCAGUCAAGAUUAUGAAUGUGAAUAUCCCAGUGACAAUUAUUGUAAUUCUGUCUUAACUUCGAAGGAAUUUGUUACACCAGUAUUAUGUAAUGUCAACAUAAAAGCUAGUGACAUUGGCUCAUGCACCCUUUUGUUAUAAGUUAUUGGAGGAUUUCUUUCUGUUUAA